AUGGUUCAGGCUGCUGCGAUCCGCAAGCGCUCUGAAGAUCUCAUCGAUAUCGAGACAUUCACCGAGUCCGACUGCAGCGGCGAAAGCCAAAAUUACGAAGAUAUUUCGCCUGGUCAUGUCUCGCAGUCGCUUGGCAGUCCCAGGGCGGCGUUCAGGGUCAUCCAGAGCCAGAACUCCUGCUCCAUUACCCUGCAUGGCGAGAAUAACCAAGAGACGGUCAUUCCCGCAUUUGCCUUGGCGCCUGGCACCUGCCUCCAUACUAACGACGGGCAGGAAUUCAUCUCGUUUGAGUACAGCUGUAACGGCGGAACCCCCACCGUGAACCAACUGUACGCCAGCUCCGCUCAUUGGUGA
Dacryopinax primogenitus is the source of this 354-nucleotide messenger RNA. RefSeq lists its product as uncharacterized. The record is from RefSeq and is a predicted model, not a curated record. NCBI's taxonomy places the organism in Eukaryota, Fungi, Basidiomycota, Dacrymycetes, Dacrymycetales, Dacrymycetaceae. Bases 1 to 354 code for a protein of 117 amino acids. The transcript has 6 exons.